Lodderomyces beijingensis is the source of this 1848-nucleotide messenger RNA. NCBI's taxonomy places the organism in Eukaryota, Fungi, Ascomycota, Pichiomycetes, Serinales, Debaryomycetaceae. The record is from the annotation of a GenBank genome assembly.
AUGAUUGCAAUUGACUUGGAGUUUCAGCAUUGGCAAUGGCAGUACCAGAUUUCAACCACAUUUGUCCUAUUCGUGAUCCUCCCAUUUCUAUACUAUGUCUAUUGCAAAUACGUCACGUCCUCCCCCAAUGGAUACAACAAGUUGGAGAGUCCCGUUAAGAUCACCCUUGCGAUUCCAGAAGAGGCCCGACCAAACUGGAAGGGAAAGAGGUUGUACCCCAAACCAAGGCUCAUUGUCGAGAAUGAGCCGACCAAGAUCCAAAGCUAUUGUCCUGCCACGGGUCAGGACUUGGGCGUUUUCGCAGCCACGAGCCGGCUGGAUAUGGACGAGAUGAUUGCCAAGGCAGCCAAGGCGCAAAAGGCAUGGGCCAACAGCUCAUUCAUUGCGCGACGCAAAUUGCUCAAGACGUUGGCAAGGUACAUUUUGGAGAACCAGGAAAUCAUUGCGCGCGUCGCUUGCAGAGACUCGGGCAAGACCAAGCUUGAUGCGUCAAUGGGCGAGAUCAUGGUGACGUUGGAAAAGAUUAACUGGAUAGUGGCACACGGCGAGCGGUGCUUGAGGCCCAGUCAACGGCCCGGUCCUUCGAAUUUCCUCUUGGGGUUCAUGAAAAAUGCCGAGGUCAGGUACGAGCCCAUGGGGGUAGUCUCGGCCAUCAUUUCGUGGAAUUACCCCUUCCACAACUUGAUGGGCCCCAUCUUGGCGGCCUUGUUCACGGGGAAUGCCAUUGUGGUCAAGUGUUCGGAAAAUGUCGUUUGGUCGAGCAUGUGGUAUGUGGAAAUGUGCCGCACGGCGUUGAAAACUUUGGGAAUCGAUGAGGAUUUGAUCCAGUUGUGCUAUUGUUUCCCACAAGAUGCAAACUACUUCUCAUCGCACCCCGGGUUGAACCAUCUUACAUUUAUCGGCUCGCAGCCAAUUGCGCAGCAUGUGGUGGCGAAUGCCGCGAAACAAUUGACACCCUGUGUCGUUGAACUCGGAGGCAAGGAUUCCUUCAUUGUGUUGGACGACGUCAAGGACCUUAAUGCAAUCUCGUCGAUUGCCCUUCGAGGAACGUUUCAAAGCGCAGGCCAAAACUGCAUUGGUAUAGAGAGGGUGAUUUGCCUCCCGAAAGUAUAUGACGAAUUGGUGCAAAUCUUCACCACGCGGGUGAAAAAUUUCCGGGUUGGCUCUGACAUUGAUCAACUGGACGAGAUCGACAUGGGCGCCAUGAUUUCCGAUAAUAGGUUCCACCAACUCGAGGAGUUGAUCCUGGAUGCGGUGUCCAAGGGCGCCAGGCUCAUCCACGGCGGCAAACCUUAUCAUCACCCAAACUACCCCCUGGGCCACUACUUUGAGCCAACUUUGCUCGUGGACGUGGACAAUACGAUGAAGAUCUUCAACCAGGAGGUGUUUGGCCCGAUCUUGACCAUGAUCAAAGCCAACAGCGUGGAUCACGCAAUCGAGCUAGCCAACGGCUGCGAUUACGGAUUGGGCAACUCGAUAUUUGGGUCCAACUUCAGACAAUUGAGCAGCUUGGCCAACCAGUUGAAAAGCGGCAACGUUGCCAUUAACGACUUUGCCACGUUUUACGUGGCGCAGUUGCCGUUUGGCGGCGUCAAGAAAUCAGGGUACGGCAAAUUUGGAGGCGAAGAAGGGCUACUUGGCCUCUGCAAUGCCAAAUCUGUGGUGAUGGACAAACCUCUCUUGAGGAUGCUUGGAGUGGCCACGGCAAUCCCACCGCCAAUCGAUUAUCCCAUCCGCGACGACAAGAAAGCGUGGGGGUUUGUCAAGAGUUUGAACGUGGCGGGCUACGACGGCAGAGUAUGGGCCAAGAUCAAAGCAUUUACAAGGUUAGCCAAAGGUGGGGAGUGA